Molecule: messenger RNA, 5127 nt
Organism: Ornithorhynchus anatinus (platypus)
Lineage: Eukaryota; Metazoa; Chordata; Mammalia; Monotremata; Ornithorhynchidae
Gene: GLI2
Product: GLI family zinc finger 2
Exons: 12
Coding region: 44-4549 (1501 amino acids)
Biological process (GO): smoothened signaling pathway; regulation of transcription by RNA polymerase II
Cellular component (GO): nucleus
Molecular function (GO): RNA polymerase II cis-regulatory region sequence-specific DNA binding; DNA-binding transcription factor activity, RNA polymerase II-specific
Source: RefSeq, a predicted model, not a curated record
GCAGCACCUUUUCCCAGCGUUCCAUGCUCCCUUACCGAUAGACAUGCGACAUCAAGAGGGAAGAUACCAUUACGAACCUCACUCUAUCCAUGCUAUUCAUGGGCCUCCCACUCUGAGCGGCAGCCCCGUCAUCUCUGAUAUCUCCCUCAUCCGCCUUUCCCCACACCCGGCGGGCCCUGGAGAGUCGCCCUUCAACCCCCCACAUCCUUACAUGAACCCCCACAUGGAACACUACCUCCGCUCCAUGCACGGCAGCCCCACCCUGUCCAUGAUCUCGGCGGCCAGAGGCCUCAGCCCCGCGGAUGUGGCUCAUGAGCACCUCAAGGAGAGGGGACUGUUUGGAUUGCCUCCUCCCCCUCCAGGAGCCAACCCUGCCGACUACUAUCACCAGAUGACACUCAUGGCCAGCCACCCGGGCACUUACAGUGACCUCCUUGUUCAAGGCGGAGGAGCAGCUGGCUCCACCCACCUCCACGAUUACCUCAACCCAGUGGAUGUGUCUAGAUUCUCCAGCCCAAGGGUUACACCGAGAUUAAGCCGGAAGCGAGCCUUGUCCAUAUCCCCGCUCUCCGAUGCCAGCAUCGACCUCCAGACUAUGAUCAGAACAUCUCCCAACUCCCUGGUGGCUUACAUUAAUAACUCCAGAAGUAGUUCCGCUGCUAGUGGAUCCUACGGACAUUUAUCUGCGGGGGCGAUCAGCCCGGCCUUCACUUUCCCUCAUCCCAUCAACCCGGUGGCCUACCAGCAGAUCCUGAGCCAGCAGCGUGGCCUGAGCUCGGCCUUUGGACACACGCCUCCCCUGCUCCAGCCCUCCCCCACGUUCCCGCCGCGCCAGCACAUGGCCGUCAUCUCCGUCAACUCCACCCCGCCGCAGGUCGCAAACAGCAGCAACUGCAUCACGGACCCUAACCAGAACAAGCAGAGCAGCGAGGCAGCGGUGAGCAGCACAGUCAAUCCCGUAAUUAACAAGCGCAGCAAGGUCAAGACUGAAUCCGAGGGUCUGAGGCCAGCGUCCCCACCCAUGCAGGAGCAUCUGACAGACCUCAAAGAGGAUUUGGAUAAAGAUGAAUGUAAACAGGAGCCGGAAGUUAUUUAUGAGACCAACUGUCACUGGGAAGGCUGCGCCAAGGAGUACGACACACAGGACCAACUCGUCCAUCACAUCAAUAACGACCACAUCCACGGGGAGAAGAAGGAAUUUGUCUGCCGCUGGCAAGACUGCACCAGGGAGCAAAAACCUUUCAAGGCACAGUACAUGCUUGUGGUACACAUGCGCCGGCACACGGGAGAGAAGCCCCACAAGUGCACGUUUGAAGGCUGCUCGAAAGCAUACUCACGCCUGGAGAACUUAAAGACCCACCUGAGAUCCCACACCGGAGAGAAGCCCUAUGUGUGUGAGCAUGAGGGCUGCAAUAAAGCCUUCUCCAAUGCUUCCGACCGAGCAAAGCACCAGAACCGAACCCACUCCAAUGAGAAACCCUACAUCUGCAAAAUCCCAGGCUGCACCAAGCGGUACACAGACCCCAGCUCCCUCAGGAAACACGUGAAGACGGUACACGGACCAGACGCCCACGUCACUAAGAAGCAACGCAACGACAUUCACCCGCGCCCCCCUCCACUGAAGGAAAAUGGUGACAAUGAAGCCAGCGCCAAGCAGAGCGGCCGACUGUCGGAGGAGAACGCCGAGGCGAACAGCACCACCCGGGGCAUGGAGGACUGUCUCCAUGUCAAGGCCAUAAAGACGGAGAAUUCUGUGAUGUAUCAGUCCAGUCCUGGCGGUGGCCAGUCAUCCUGCAGCAGUGAGCCGUCACCCCUCGGCAGCACCGCCAACAACGACAGUGGAGUAGAGAUGAACAUUCACAGCGGGGGAAGCCUGGGAGACCUGACAACGCUGGAUGACAACCCUCCCGUAGUGGACUCCACGGUCUCCUCCGGCACAUCAGCGGUCAGCCUGCAGCUGAGGAAACACAUGACGACCAUGCAACGACUCGAACAGCUCAAGAAAGAAAAACUCAAGACGGUCAAAGAUUCCUGUUCAUGGGCGAGCCCUGCUCCGCAAGUCAGAAACACCAAGCUGCCUCCCAUAUCGGGCAAUGGUUCUCUCCUGGAAGGGCUGGGCGGGUCCUCGGCCCCUCUGCCCAACCCACGCAUCAUGGAGCUGUCGGUCAACGAGGUGACGGUGCUGAACCAGCUGAACGAACGGCGCGACAGCACGGCCAGCACGGUCAGCUCCGCCUACACGGUCAGCCGCCGCUCCUCGGGCAUCUCCCCCUACUUCUCCAGCCGCCGGUCCAGCGAGGCCUCGCCCUUCGGCCCCCGCCCCCACAACGCCAGCUCGGCCGACUCCUACGACCCCAUCUCCACGGACGCCUCGCGCCGGUCCAGCGAGGCCAGCCAGUGUGGGGGUGCCCCGGGGCUCCUGAACCUCACGCCGGCCCAGCACUACAGCCUCAAGGCCAAGUACGCCGCCGCCACAGGGGGCCCCCCGCCCACCCCGCUGCCCAACAUGGACAGGAUGAGCCUGAAGAACAAGCUGGCCCUCCUCGACCCUCCCGAGGCCGCCCCGCCACCUUUCCGGAGGGCGCCGGGCCCCCGGCGGGGCAGCGACGGCCCGGCCUACGGCUACGGCCCGGCCCCCAGCUUCCCGCACGAGGCGGCGGGCCAGGGGGCAAGGAGGGCCAGCGACCCCGUCCGGCGGCCGGCGGCCGACCCGCUCUCCCUGCCCCGGGUGCAGCGCUUCAACAGCGCCGGCAGCGUCCACCCGCCUCUCCUGCCUCCCUGCGGCGAGCGGAGGAGCUUCGGCCCGCAGGGCUACGGCCGUCCGGAUGGCCCGCCCAGACCCGCCUACUCGCCCCGGCCCCAGAGCAUCAGCGAGAACGCGGCCCUGGAGGCCAUGGCCGCGGGGGAGGCCGACGGCCCCGUGGGGGAGGACGACAUCGUGCUGCCCGACGACGUGGUGCAGUACCUCAAGGCUCAGAGCCGCGGGGCGGCCGAGGAGAGCGCAGCCCCCCCUCCCUACCACGGCGAGGCCCCCGGGCCCUACCAGGGCCACCUGAAGCUGCCGAACCCCAGUCUGCAGGGCCAGCGGCGGAUGGCUGUGGCCGACGCCGGCCUGAGCCACCCCGCCCCGCUGCUCCCCGACUGCCAGCUGGCCUACGGGGCCCAGACCGGCCUGAGCAAGAGCAGCAUGCCCGUUCAGUGGAACGAAGUGAGCUCAGGGACGGUGGACGUUCUGGCCGGCCAAGCCAAGCAGCAGUUCCCUCAGGGGAACCUGGCCGUGGUGCAGCAGAAACAGACCUUCGGCCCCUACGUGAGCGGCUACGGGCAGCAGGCGCCGCCAGGGGGUCCCGGCGGCCCGAGCGCCCCUCAGCAGAACCUCCUGGCCAGACAUGGGGGCGGGGGUGGGGCCGGCCAGCGGCUGAACUACCUGCCGCUCCGACCCCCGCAGGGCCCCCAGGGCGUCCCCAACAUGAGCGCAGACCCGAGCCCCCGUCCCGGGUACGGCCAGGCUCACCCCAUGCUGAGCCCCGACGCCAUGGGUGGAGAUCCCAACCAGCCGUCCCCCUCCUGCGGCCACAUGGGGGCCAAAGUGGGCCACCCCGGCCUGCCCCAGCAGAUGGACGUGGGGCCGCCCGACCCGCCCAUGAUGGUCCCCGGCCGGAGGGAGCCCCCCUUAGCCGGCACGGGCAUGCACGUGGCGGGGCCCCAGCAGGACUACUCGUCUCAGCAGGAGACUCACCUCAACUUCUCCGCCCACCCAGAAGGGUACCCCCAGGCCACGUCGCUAAUGACAUCCCACCAGCCCAACUUCAUGGAGUCCCAGCCGAGCAUGAUGGGCCCCGGCGGUCCCGGCUACCUGCCGGGAAUGAUGGGAAUGAUGCAGCCCCACCCUCCCCCGGAACCGAACCCGGCCGGUCGACCCCGGGGCGUCCGCUCCAUGCAGCCCCUGGGCUACCUGAGACACGCUCCCACGAUGGGCCCUGGGGCCCCCGGCCCGGACACGGCCGAGGCCGUCCCCAAAUCGAUGAGCGACAUGGUCUCUGCCCCAUCGCAGCAGACUCAGCAGCAGCAGCAGCAGCAGCACGCCGGCGGCCCCAGGGAUCACAACAUGAUGUACUAUUACGGUCAGAUCCACAUGUACGAACAGAACGGGAAUUUCGAGAACCACUCAGACUGCAGAGUGAGACAGCAGCAACAGCAGCAGCAUCAGCAGCAGCAGCAGUGUGCGAUGAACAUCAAGCCCCCCGCCAUGCCCUCUCCAGGAGCCAAUCAGGUGUCUAGCACCGUGGACUCCCAGCUUCUGGAGCCGCCUCAGAUCGAUUUUGACGCCAUCAUGGACGACGGAGAUCACUCCAGCCUGAUGUCCGGAACUCUGAGUCCCAGCAUCCUGCAGAAUCUCUCCCAGAACUCCUCUCGCCUGACGACUCCACGGAACUCUCUGACCCUGCCGUCCAUACCCGCUGGGAUAAGCAAUAUGGCCAUCGGAGACAUGAGCUCCAUGCUCACGACACUGGCAGAAGAGAGCAAGUUUCUUAAUAUGAUGUCCUAACGUAAAGCACAAGGAUCGGAGGAACUCUCGGCUAAGCCACCUGAUGAAUGUGCUUUGGAAAAUAAUCAGUUUCUAUAGUGUAGGGCUUUUUUUUUUUUCGAAAAGUAUCAAAUACAUUAAAGGGAUGGAAAGUUUCCAGAAUCGCCCAUACAGACUUCCUGAAUGGUUUCGAGACAGUUUUUGCACUUCCAUGUGCGUGGCUAGUAAUCUUGGGGCUUGUUUUGCAGAGCACUGAGAAAUGUGGCUGGGGGAAAGAAAACAUGCAAACGAGCCAUUGAAAGCCUUCCAUGUAAACAGCACAAUUAUCCUCUGGCCGCCUCCUUUAUGUCAUUUGGCUAAUGAAGGAUUCUUGUGAGCCAAGAGCUCUUUCUUGACCUGCUCAAAGAACAAAUUAGGGGGUGGUGAGAAGUGUUUCAGUCUGAAUCAAAAGCCAUACUCUAUGUCUCCCGCUCUGAGGAGAUGGGUUCUUAGCUAUACGCCUCCAGUUCCAAGUCAGAAGCCCCAGCAGGAUUCUUUCAAUCAAUCAGUCAAUCAAUUAAUCAACCAAUGGUAUUUAUUGAGCGCUUACGUACUGUACU